Rhopalosiphum maidis (corn leaf aphid) is the source of this 1246-nucleotide messenger RNA. Its product is annotated as replication initiator 1-like. Bases 161 to 1024 code for a protein of 287 amino acids. The record is from RefSeq and is a predicted model, not a curated record. Gene Ontology annotation, cellular component: nucleus. The transcript has a single exon. Lineage: Eukaryota; Metazoa; Arthropoda; Insecta; Hemiptera; Aphididae.
AUCAACGCAGCCAUCUUGUAUCGCGUUUUUCAAUUUCCCGUAACAAUCGCAGCGGCGGUCUCGGACGUGAGUCGUCCCUUCCACGGAGGAGUGGUGUUGAAGAUAAGCGUUCUCCGAUUUAUCGGUAACUACCGAGGCAGACAGAUAAACGACAGAAACGAUGACUUCCACGUUUCGUUCAAGCGACAUACUCCAGCAAAUGGACUUCGCUAUGAUUGGCACCCACUUCGCUUCCGGUCCGCUGCAAAUCGACCAAGAUUUCGCGGGCAUCAGCGGGGUGCACUUCAACAGCACCGGGUCGCAACAGCACUACGCCAACGACGGCGAGGUGACACUGCAGCCCAACGGCAUGCCGCCGUCAUGGCAAAGCAUCGCUGCUCCCGGGUCGACCGUGGCCGAUUACCUGUCCCACUUGCCGGCCACGCUCACGUUGCACCACUUCCUAAAGUACUCGGGUGAGUCGGUCUGCAAAGACGUGCGGGACGAAACAAAGCCCCCGAAGAAGAGGAAAAAACAAAGCAAACAAGCGAAUGCCACCGUAGCAUCCGCAAGUGACCGCUGUCCGCCGACGACGACGACAACGACAACGACAACAACGCCACCGCAGGUCAAACCGAAGCCCGGCCAGAUACGGAUAACGAGCUGCGCGGAUGGCACCACUAUGUUCGGAUGUCCUGAAUGCCGGGCCGAGUAUUUGGACAAGCAUCUGCUCGAGGAACACUUGGGCACUCACGCCACGGAACGGAGAUUCGUGUGCGACAUUUGCGGUGCGGGGCUAAAGCGCAAGGACCACUUGACGAGACACAGGCAGAGCCACAGUUCCGAAAGGCCGUAUGCCUGUACGGUGUGCGGCAAAGCAUUCAAACGCAAGGAGCAGUUGACCCUGCACAAGGUGGUACACACAGGUGAGAAGCGACACGCUUGCGUAGAGUGUGGCCGUGCGUUUUACAGGAAAGAUCACUUGAGGAAGCAUGCCAGAAGUCAUGCAGCCAGGAGAGAUAAAAGUAGUGGACAGACGUGUUAAGACACCAUGGCGGACAGAAAGUAAUGAGUCAAAGCACGAAACGAUUUGCCAAUUUGUAAUUAAAGAUUUUCAUUUGUAUACAUAUUAUUAUUAUUAUAAUAUGUAUAUUAUUCAACUCUUGUAACUACUGUCGCUUAUAAACUAAUAUUAAAUUAUACGUGAGUGCAUUAUAAUAUACCAUUACCAUAUUUAUUAUGAAUUUGUAAAUAUCAUGUUAUUAGU